AUGAUCAAAAGAAGCUCAACGGAAUUGCCCCCGUCUCUCACACACUCUCUCUCUCCCGCGCGUCCCUCUCUCUCUCUCCUCUGGUUCGCGACGCCACCGCAGCCGGCCACGUUUUGGCCGGCCGUUCAGUCAUCCGGCCACCACUCGGGUCGGGACCGGUCCCAAAAUGACCGGCCUGACUCCGCCGUCCUACCCCCACCUGUUCUCCGACGUCAGCCGGCAGCGAUACCGCCGGAAAGUGCAGAAAAACGGCCGGUUUUUUACCCAAUUUUCCGGAGCUCGUUCCGGCGAUUCCGGCCACCAAAUCUUGCGAUCAAGCGUAGGCAACUCGAUUUACGAAUUGGGUUUCGGCCGGAUUUCGGGAUGAGAUUCCGGCCACUUCCGGUCAGUUUUUGGGGUACGUCCAAGAACAAAAGUGACUCCAAAUUAGGUGUAUUACCUAGGGUAGGAGUCUGGGCUCACGAUUUGGAAGUUUUUCCGGCGAUGGGUACGCUUUGGACACCCACGCGCUGCCGGCGCGUGUGGCGGCGCGUGGGCACUGUAGCUGAGGGGCAUUUUUGUCCCAUUGUGAUCCUCUCGAUGUCACGAGCGCGUAGGUGUGCUCGGAUCUCAAUUUGGAUAUCGUUAGAGUCCCGAACGGAUAUCGCAUAUCGCGAUUUGACGGAUCGUAAAUGGAGUCCCGGAUACUCCAGAAAUGCCAACCCUAGGGUUAGGGUUUUAGUAACCGUCCGAUCGUGCGAUCGUGAGCGAUCCGACCGUCCGAUCUGGACCAAACUUGCAGGACAUGUGUCCUAG
Messenger RNA from Prunus armeniaca (apricot), 795 nucleotides. The record is from the annotation of a GenBank genome assembly. NCBI's taxonomy places the organism in Eukaryota, Viridiplantae, Streptophyta, Magnoliopsida, Rosales, Rosaceae.